AUGGAAUGUAUAUCUUGUGAUUGGAGUUAUAACUUUUACUCAUCUCCUGCAAUAAAAAAUAAACACAUUCAAGAAGUCAAUGUACGUGCUGUAAUGAGUUUUCGCGAAAUUGGUUGUGGACAUGAAGCUUUAAAGACAUUUGCUGGAUGUAUGAAUAUGCAACCUCCAAUGACUUUUAAUUCAUAUAAAAACAUUAAUAAUCUUUUACAUAAUGUUUAUGACUCUGCUUCAUCUAAAUGUAUGAAAAAAGCUGCAAACGAGAUUAGAACUUCUGCAAAUACUGGUUCUUCAAUACAUCAACUUCCAGUUGAUUGUGAUGUCAGCUUAGAUAGAACAUGGCAGAAGCGAGGAUAUUCUUCUUUAAAUGAGUUGUGCUGUCUGGAAGAAAAAAAAAAUACUCUUGAAUAUGAACAUUGGAAAGCAAAUUACCGUUGUGAUAUUAACCACUCAAAAUCGUCCGGAGCAAUAGAAUCCGCGGGAGCUAUAGAAAUAUUUCACUCAUCAGUUGAAAAAUAUGGUUUAAGAUACGCACACUACAUAGGUGAUGGAGAUACUGCCUCAUUUAAUGAUGUAGUACAGCCUAAACCAUAUGGUGAUGAGUUGACUCCCAUUAAAUGGGAAUGUAUUGGCCACAUUCAAAAGCGCCUUGAUGCACGCCUGCGCAACAAAAGAAAAGAGUUAAAAGGUAAAUUGCUCUCUGAUGGAAAAAAAAUUAAUGGUAGGGGUAGGUUAACAGAUUUAGCAAUUAACACUUUGCAAAACUUUUAUGGGAUGGCCAUAAGGCAGAAUAAAGAACUACCCCUAAUGAGGCAUGCAGUUGGUGCAGUUUUAUAUCAUUGUUCUGACAUAAAUUCAGAAAGUCGCCAUUUGUUUUGCCCUCGAACAACAAAGAGCUGGUGUAAAUGGCAAAAAGAUAAACUUGAAGGUAAAAUACCUACAAAGCACAUUUAAAUGGCUAUAAAAAAAGAAAUUGAAGGCAUCUUUAAAGAUCUUGGCUCUGAAGAUCUUCUGAAAAAGUGUUUACAUGGGUUUACCCAAAACCCAAAUGAAGCUUUAAACCAAUUAAUUUGGAAUAAGUGCCCAAAGUCUUGUUUUGUGUCAAGAACUGUUUUAGAGAUAGGAGUAUAUUCUGCUAUCAUAAAUUAUAAUGAAGGUGUUAUAGGACUUAAUCGUGUAUUUAAACUAUUAAAUUUGACUCCUGGGAAAUACUUUUUUUUGUAUGCAACAAAAAAGGACAGUACUUGUAUCAAACAAGUUAGUAGUAAAAUAAGCGAAAAAAAGAAAAAACAGAGGAAAAGUAUGAGUGCAUUUAAAAAAGGAUUCUUUGACAAAGAAAAAGAGACAGAGGGUGAAACUUAUAGUUCUGGGGCACACUAGUUUCAUGUUUGUAUACUAUUUAUUUAAUUUUUAAUUUUGUUUUUCAUUUUUCUCAGAAAUAAGUUUUUGUUACGUUCACUUAAAUUCAAACAACAGUUUUUAGUACUUCUGUUUAACCGAUUGACUUGAAAUUUUCACAGACUUUUCUUUAAUAUUGGAACUAGGUUCUGAACUAAAAACAACUAUUUAGAACAAAUGGAUCUUGUAUAAUCGCACUUUGAUUUGCUAAAAUGACCUUAUUUUUCAAUGCUCAAAAAUAAUUGUCAGCCAUUAUGGAUUAGUACCUUUUCAAAUUUUGAUUUUAGUUCAGAACCUACUUUACCACUUUACCUUUAUGCUGUCAAAAUUUGGUUCAAAUAUUAUUUACAGAUUUUGAGAAACUAAUGUUUAAAAUUUGAUACUUUUUUAAUAAUUUUUGC
Hydra vulgaris (swiftwater hydra) is the source of this 1796-nucleotide messenger RNA. The record is from RefSeq and is a predicted model, not a curated record. NCBI's taxonomy places the organism in Eukaryota, Metazoa, Cnidaria, Hydrozoa, Anthoathecata, Hydridae.